GGAAACAUCACCGAAACUUCGGCGUUAAGACCACAACCCCGAGAUCUCCAUACUAAUGGUAUCCCAGAGUCAACUAUAUACCUAGCUAUAGUCAUAGUUAGUCAUUAUCCAAACAGCAUCGCCGUUCUAUACUGUAGGUACAUUAUGAUAUAAGCUUUCCGCCUCGGGAGCGGAAAGGAGUAUUACGAGGGAGAGCAAGAAGCAAGGAACUCCAAGUUAACUAUGGGGCCUCUUUUCUGAUGCGUAGGGGUUUUGGAAGAUGAGUUGAUAUGCUGCUGGAAAGCCACCUUACAUCAAAUUUCCCCUCCAAAUAUCUAUGGUCUUUAUUUAAGACUACGGCGGCUCCGGAUGCCUUAAAACCCGAAAUACUUCACGACCUAUGCUCCUGAUACCACGGUAUUGCCAUGCGACCAUUAUAUGCUCAUGGCUCUCGUCGCGCCGAGGGGAUUACUCGUGAUUGAGAAUUCCGGCAUCAACUAUCUCGGACCCAUCAGCACACACGGCUGUUCGAUCGCUGCUCGGAUGGUAUACGAGAGCCUCGGUGUUAAAUACGCGAUGGGAAUAUCGCAGGCCUCGCACGGCCAACUCGCACUGCUAGAUGCCUAGCUCGUAGAAUUCGGAGGUUGCUGCUUUCGUCAACAAGUUCCCGCUCGGACAGUCUUCCGUUACUAGCGACGUGGUCAAGACAGAUGGAAAGUUCACUUGGUGGGCUAAUCAACGGAUCGGCUGGACAGCCGUAACACUGGCGUAGGCGUGAUAUAUAGGCGACUGAUAGAUGAAUCGCUGGUCUUGGUGCUCAAGUCAAAUUAGCUCGUUACCUUAUAUAAGCUAGUAGUAAUAUUAAUA
Molecule: messenger RNA, 846 nt
Organism: Daldinia loculata
Lineage: Eukaryota; Fungi; Ascomycota; Sordariomycetes; Xylariales; Hypoxylaceae
Exons: 1
Coding region: 418-606 (62 amino acids)
Source: RefSeq, a predicted model, not a curated record